UGAUUGCUGUACUGCUGAUAAUAAUGUUUAGAUUGCUGUGUAUAGUAUUCAGGGUUUGGUAGACUAAAUUUUUCUAGUUGAAUCAAGCCUGUGCCCUGUUUUUGUGCAACCAGCAAGCUAAGAAUGCUUUUUACAUUUUUAAAGAGUUGUAAAAACAAAAAAAACAAAGAAGAAUAUGCAACAGAGACUGUGACCAGCAAAGCCUAAAAUAUUUACUAUCUAGCUCUUUACGUGAAAGUGCACCAACCCCUGUUCUAGACUUUUUGACUCUAAAAUGUCAGUUGAUAAAAUUAUCUUCCUUCAAAAAUAUUGAUAAAAGCCUGACUGUAAAAUAUUACGUCCCUUGUCUUAGUUCUAGUGCUGCUAUGACAGAAAUACCACAGGUGGAUAGCUUUAAUGAACAGAAAUUUAUUCUCUCACAGUUUGGGAGGCUAGAAGUCCGAAUUCAGGGUGCCAGCUCCAGGGGUAGGUUUUCUUUCUCUGUUGGCUCUAGGGAAGUGUCCUUGUUGUUGAUCUUCCACUUGGUCUAAGAGCUUCUCAGUGCAGGGACCCUGAGUCCAAAGGACACACUCCACGUCUCGCUCUUCUUACGUGGUGGUAAUGAGGUCCUUCUUUUCUCAGCUUGCUUCUCUCUUUUAUAUCUCAGAAGUCGUUGACCCGAGAUACUACCUAAUCCUGUAGAUUGUGUCCUGCCUCAUUAACAUGAUGGAGAGCUCACUCUCUAAUAGGAUCAUAACCAUAGACAUAGAGGCUAGGUUUUACAACACAGGAUAAUUACAUCAGAUCACAAAAUGGAGAACAACCGCUCAGUACUAGGAAUCAUGGCCUAGCCAAUGCUGACAUAAUUUUUUGGGACACAGUUUAAUACAUGACAUCCCUUUUUUCAAUUUACCUAGUACAUGAUGUUUCCAAUUUGUGCAGUCUUGUUUAGAGAAGUUAAUCAGUACUUUUGUGGACUGUUUUUGUUGUUAGGUGUGUCAGGUUGGUUCCAACUCCGCGACCUCAUGUACAAGAACGAAACACUGCCCAGUCCUGCACCAUCCUCGAAAUUGUUGCUACAUUUGAGCCUAUUGUUGUAACAAUUGUGUCAGUCCAUCUCCUUGAGGACCUGCCCCUUUUUCACUGACCCUUUACCAAGCACAGUGUCCUUCUCCAGGGAAUGAUCCCUCCUAAUAAGAUGUCCUAAGUACAUGAGACGAAGUCUUGCUACCUCUGCUUCCAAGGAGCACUCUGGCCGUACUUCUUCCAAAACAGACUUGUUCGUUCUUUUGGCAGGCUAUGCGCUAUUCUAUAUUGUUCGCCAGCACCGUAAUUCAAAGGCGUCAAUUCUUCUUCAGUCUUUCUUAUUCAUUGUACAGCUUUUGCAUGCAUAUAAAGUGAUUGUAAAUACUGUGGCGUGAGUCAGGCGCACCUUAGUCCUCAAAGUGACAUUUUUGCUUUUUAACACUUCAAAGAGGUCUCUUGCAGCAGGUUUGCCCAGUGCAAUACGUCGUCUGAUUUUUUGACUGCUGCUUCCGUAAGUGUUGAUUGUGGAUCCUAGUAUAGUGAAAUCAUUGACAACUUCAAUCUUUUCUCUGUUUAUCCUGAUGCUGCUUAUUGGUCCAGUUGUGAGGAUUUUCAUUUUCUUUAUGUUGAGGUGUAAUCCAUACUGAAGGCUGUGGUCUUUGAUCUUCAUUAGUAAGUGCUUCAAGUCCUCUCCACUUCCAGCAAGCAAGGUUGUGUCGUCUGCAUAUCACAGGUUUUUAAUGAGUCUUCCUCCAAUCCUGAUACUGCAUUCUUCAUAUAGUCCAGCUUCUUGGAUUAUUUGCACAGCAUACAGAUUGAGUAAGUAUGGUGAAAGGAUACAACCCUGGAGCACACCUUCCCUGAUUUUAAACCACACAGCAUCCUCUAGUUUGGUUGGAACAACUGCCGAUUGGUCUAUGUACAGGUUCCUCAUGAGCACAAUAAAGUGUUUCGGAAUGCCUAUUAUUUGCCCUGUUAUCCAUACUACGUUAUGAUCCACACAAUUGAAUGCCUUUGCCAUUAAAACAUAAGCAGACAAGUCUCUGGUUCUCUCUGCUUUCAGCUCAGAUCCAUCUGACAUCAGCAGUGAUAUCCCUUGUUCCAUGUCCUCUUCUGAAUCUGGCUCGAAUUUCUGACAGUUCCCAGUUGAUGUACUACUGAAACCAUUUUUGGGUUAUGUUCAGGAGAAUUUUACCUGCGUAUGAUAUUAAUGCCAUAUUUAUGCCUAUUCCCAAGAAAGGCGAUCCAACUGAAUGUGGAAAUUACAGAACAGUAUCAUUAAUAUCACACGCAAGCAAAAUUCUGCUAAAGAUCAUUCAAAAACGGCUGCAGCAGUACAUCGACAGGGAACUGCCAGAAAUUCAGGCUGGUUUCAGAAGAGGACACAGAACCAGGGAUAUCAUUGCUGAUGUCAGAUGGAUCCUGGCUGAAAGCAGAGACUACCAGAAGGAUGUUUACCUGUGUUUUAUAGAUUAUGCAAAGACAUUCGACUGUGUGGAUCAUAACAAACUAUGGAUAACACUGCGAAGGAUGGGAAUUCCAGAACACUUAACUGUGCUCAUGAGGAACCUUUCCAUAGAUCAAGAGACAGUUGUUCAGACAGAACAAGGGCAUACUGAUUGGUUUAAAGUCAGGAAAGGUGUGUGUCAGGGUUGUAUUCUUUGACCAUACCUAUUUAAUCUGUAUGUUGAACAAAUAGUACGAGAAGCUGGACUAUAUGAAGAAUGGGGCAUCAAGACUGAGGGAAGACUCAUUAACAACCUGUGUUAUGCAGAUGACACAACCUUGCUUGCUGAAAGUGAAGAGGACUUGAAGCACUUACUAAUGAAGCCUUCAGUAUGGAUUACACCUCAACAUAGAGAAAACAAAAAUCCUCACAACUGGACCAAUGAGCAACAUCAUGAUAAAUGGAGAAAAGUUUGAAGUUGCCAAGGAUAUCAUUUUACUUGGAUCCACAAUCAACAGCCAAGAAAUCAAAAGAUGCAUUGCAUUGGGCAAAUCUGCUGCAAAGGACCUCUUCAAAGUGUUGGAGAGCAAAGAUGUCACCCUGAAGACUAAGGUGCACCUGACCCAAGCCAUGGUAUUUUCAAUCACAUUAUAUGCAUGUGAAAGCUGGACAAUGAAUAAGGAAGACCAAAGAAGAGUUGACGCCUUUGAAUUGUGGUGUUGGCGAAGAAUAUCGACUAUACCGUGGACUGCCAAAAGAACGAACAAAUCUGUCUUAGAAGAAGUACAGCCAGAAUGCUCCUUAGAAGUAAGGUUGGCGAGACUGCGUCUUACAUACUUUGGACAUGUUGUCAGGAGGGAUGAGUCCCUGGAGAAGGACAUUAUGCUUGGCAGAGUAUGGGGUCAGUGGAAAAGAGGAAGACCCUCAACAAGGUGGAUUGACACGGUGGCUGCAAUUAUGAGCUCAAGCAUAACAACGAUUGUGAGGAUGGCGCAGGACCGGGCAGUGUUUCGUUCAGUUGUGCAUAGGGUUGCUAUGGGUCGGAACUGACUCGACGGCACCUAACAACAACAACAACAUGAUAUUAAUGAUAUUGUUCGAUAAUUUCUGCAUUCUGUUUGCCUUUCUUUGGAAUGGGCAUAAAUAUGGAUCUUUCCAUUCGGUUAACCAGGAUUGGUCUUCCAGAUUUCUUGGCAUAGAUGAGUGAGUGCUUCCUGUGUUGCAUCUGUUAGUUGAAGUAUCUCAAUGGUAUCCUAUCAAUUCCUAGAGGCUUGUUUUCCACCAAUGCCUUCAGUAUAGUUGAAUUUAUUCCUUCAGUACUGUGGGUUCUUGAUCACAUGUUACUUCCUGAAAUAGUUGAACGUCAGCCAAUUCUUUUUGGUGCAAUGACUUUGUGUAUUCCUUCAUCUUCUUUUACUGCUUCCGGCAUCUUUUGCUAUUUUGUCUAUGGCAUCCUUCAGCAUUGCAACCUGAGGCUUGAAUUUUUUCUUCAGUUCUUUCAGCUUGAGAAAUGCCAAGUUUCUUCUUCCCUUUUGGCUUUCUAACUCCAGAUCUUUGCACAUUUCUUUAUAAUACUUAACUUUGUCUUUAGCCUCUGGAUUAGUCAUCUAAUGCUGCUAUAACAGAAAUACUGCUAUAACAGAAAUACUGCAAGUGAAUGGCUUUAACAAAGAGAAAUUUCUCUUGCUGUGUAGUAGGCUACAAGUCCAAAUUCAGGGCAUCAGCUCCAGGGGAAAGCUUUCUCUUGCUUGUUGACUCUGGAGGAAGGCCCUUGUCAUCAGUCUUCCCUUGGUCUGGGAGUAUCUCAGCGCAGGAACCUCAGGUCCAAAGGAUGCGCUCUGCUCCUGGAGCUGCUUGCUUGGUAGUAUGCAGUUCCCACUCUCUGCUAGCUUCCCUUUCCUUUUAUCUCUUCAGAGAUUGAAGGUAGUGCAGGCUGCACCCUGGGGAAGCUCCCUGUAUAUUGGAUCAGGUAAGUGACCUGAGCAAGAGUGUUACAUCCCACCCUAAUCGUUUUAACCACAGGCAGAGAUUCUGAUUUAUAACACGUAGGAAAAUCACAAAAUGGAGGACAACCACACAUGGCCUAACCAGGUUAAUACACACAUUUUUGGGGGGACGUAAUUCAAUCUGUGACAGCCGCCCUUUGAAAUCUUCUGUUCAGCUCUUCAUCAUUUCUUCUGUUUGCUUUAGCUACUCAACAUUCAAGGGCAAGUUGCAGAGUCUCUUCUGCCAUCAUUUUGAUCUUUUUUUUUUUUCCCACUGUCUUUUUAAUAACCUCUUGCAUUCUUCAGGUAUGAUGUCCUUGAUGUUGUCCCACAGCUCACCUCGUCUUUGCUUGUUAGUGUUCAGUGUGUCAAAUCUAUUCCUGAGAUGGUCUCUAAAUUCAGUUAGGAUAUACUUAAGGUUGUACUUUGGCUUUCUGGAUUUGUUUUAAUUUUCUUCAGCUUCACCUUGAACUUGCAUAUGAACAAUUGAUGGCCUGUUCCGUAGUCAGUCCCUGUCCUUGUUCUGACUGAUAAUCUUGAGUUUCUCCAUUGUCUCUUUCCACAGAUGUGGUCGAUUUGAUUUCCUGUGUAUUCCAUCUGACGAGGUCUACGUGUAUAGUGGCCAUUUAUGUUGUUGAAAAACGGUGUUUCCAACAAAUGGUUCAUUGGUCUUGCAAAAUUCUGUCAUAUGAUCUCCAGCAUUGUUUCUGUCACCAAGGCCAUAUUUUCCAACUACUGAUCCUUCUCCUUUGUUUCCAGCUUUCCCAUUCCAGUUACCAGUAGUGAUCAAUGCAUCUUGAUUGCAUAUUUGAUCAAUUUCAGACUGCAGAAAUUGAUAUUAAAAUGCAUGCUGUGGUGAAAAAGUUAUGCUUAAUUGACAAGAUAAUUGAGUAUUUAAAUAAAUGUGUAUGUCAAGAUGGGGAGGUUAUGGAAUGCAUAAUACAACCGAGCCUCACACUGUUCCGGAAAGUGUUAUGUGCUGACCCAGUUCUGCGUGUUUCCCUCUCACAAAGGCCUUCUCUCCUGACCCUGUUAUUCAGAGUUUCUUUGAUAUUCCAUGAAGAUUGUGCUAUUGUGACGGAAGUAGGAGCAUUGUUUUGUCUUCUAUUAUUUGAUGAAGUAUCAAGAAUGGACAUAUGGUCUGUUAAACCUUCCAGUAAAUCUUCUUCGCCAUCACUCUUCAGUUUGCCUCUUUCAGUUAUUAGAAGGUAUCACCUCCCAGUGCAUGUCCGUGGCCAUCAUGCUGUGAGUCCGAACUCCAUAGUCUUGCCUUUAUCUGCUGACUGUUUGGCCUUGAAGCCGGUGUCAGAUAUGUUAAGAGUAGCUUGGAACCUGUCAUGGCAUCAUGGGAUUGACAAUCUGUUGAACCAAAUGAAUUCGGAAACUAAAAUCCAAGAAUUUUUAGGUACAUUGAAGUUAUCCGUAGAGGAUAGCCUUACUCUGAAGAUAACACAUACAGCCAGUGGGCUGCAGGAUUGCCUCCAUUCCAUUGUUCGGGCUGCAGCCCACAGGGAAGUCAGGGCUGCUGUCACUAGGAUGAGUUUUUAUCUUCUGAAUGACAGACUGUCUUUAAAGAGUGGCAGUGGCCCAUGUGGGGUUACCUUGAAGUCCUUGGCUUGGCACACAGCACUAAACAGGUUUUUACAAGUGCUUCCUGCUUGCACUGAAGAUGAGAAACUGUUAAUAGAUGUCAUACAUUUUUUAAAUAAAUUAAUGAAGGAACGAAGGGAAAAUUCAUCAGUAGAACUUCUAAACUGGAUUCUAGAUUUACUUCUUAGACACGGUCCAAACCCACUGUUAGACCUGUUGGUUCCAACAGAGUCACAGGCACGAGAAGAAGAGGAUGACAUCCGGACCGCUGUCAGGCAGCAGCUUCAGAAAGAACUGAUCGCCCUUUUCAAUACCUUGCUGCUUGGUUUCACAGCCAUCACGGACAGGAAAUGCUUGGAGCUUCUUCGUGUUUUCCACACUCAGUUGGCUCUGAGACUGCUGCAGUGUCUGCGAGUGACGGACGCCCCUCAUUUCUAUGGCCUGCCUUCCCUGGAGCGGACCCUGCGGGGCAUGGCCCACCUCACUGCGGCUCCAGGCUGGAGUGCGCACUCUCCACUGACAAAGCCACUUGACAUUUGUGCCAAGUACUUGUCAGGUCUCCUUGAGGUUAUUACUUCUUUCUAUGUGGAGCGUGGAGGGAAUGCCAUGUCCUUUAUGGGGAAAGGUGUCACCAAGAGCACAGUGCUUUGCCUACUUCACUUAUCGCAUGAGAUGAUGACCGAAGCCUGGAGCUCGGACUGGAUGUCACUUUGGUUUUUGCCUUUGGGUAGCCCCAAUGAAGAGCAUGUUUCUUCUCAACAAGGACUGGCUUGGCUGAUCCCGUUAUGGGUUGAUCGGGACCCAGAGGUCAGAUUCACCUCUCUGGGGUUAGGAUCAGCAUUAACCACCCUUGAAGCUGGCUGUGUAGCCCUGGCAAACAGCUGUCAGAACAUUUCUGGUGGGCUCUGGGGAACUGUGGUGAAUAUUCUUCUGGACCAGUCGGAAUGUAGUAUGGUGCGCCGGGAGGCUGCAUUUAUUCUUCAGAAUCUCCUUGUAAUUCCAAUGCCUACAGAAAUUAUAAAGGAUUAUACAUGGCAGGGCCCCUGUGUCCACGAUGAGGACUCUGGCAUGUCACUUGUAGGAAAACCUGCCCUCCAGGCCCUUUUAUACCAUUGCCAUUUUUAUGAACAUUUGAAUCAGAUGCUACAGCAUUGUUUUCUAGGACGGUAUACAUUUGAUUUGAAUUGCUCUGCCUUUGAUGGAACUUCAGAAGGCAGUGAUUUAAAUGGUUCAGACGACUCAUUCAAGUUCUGGAGGGCUCCAUCUAUAUUGUCCACUCAUGAUCAAGAUCCCAGCUCUCUCUCCACCUCGGAAACAAUGGUGACACCUUCAGCGGGGAGUACAGAAUUUCAGCCACUUGUACCAGCAGCAACGCUUGUAUCCGAAGCUUCUCAUGACCCGUUUGUGGUUCCAGGUCAGCAUGAAACUACAUCACCACGGCCUCCUCAUGAUUCAUCCUUUUCUGCUCUUCUGCCAAAACAGCGUGUUUUGGUCACUCCCCCUCUUCUUUCAGCAAUGUGCAGCCUCUUAGACAACCUGUUGGCAAUUGCUCCAAGAGACACUGCAAAUGCUCUUCGACAAGCCCAUCUCAUCGAGCUCCUGUGUGGUAUUACAGAUCCUGCCCUCAUAGAAAAGUGUGUCCAGGAGCUCAGGACACCCCUGCCUUCCUUGUCUCCAGUUGAACACACUCUGGCCCAGCUCUCCUUCCUCCUGGAAUACCUGUCCUCUGUGUCCAGUCUUCUGCAGUCCUGUUUGCUGGUGGACCCUGACCUCGUGAUUCAGGAGGAGCUCCUGAAACCUCUGCUCACAAACACCGUCAGGGUUCUCACCAUAUGCACCAAAGAUGUUUUAGAUACAGAGCUGGUAUCAGCUUUUCGUCGCACAUGGACACAUUUAUUUAACCUUCUGGCUGCACUACUGAGGAAAGCUGGGGGUGUGUCUCUCCCAUAUAUUACAGUGGCUAUGACCAGGCACUGGGCAGUGGUGACCGAUAUGUUCUGCAAAUGUGUGGGUUUGUCUGCCACAUGUCCUACCCUGUAUACUGCCAGCCUGCAAUUCCUUUCUAUUUUCUUGACUGAAGAAGCAAAAAGAUGUCUCCAGGAUAAAGAUAAAACAAAUAUAUGCCACAGUCCAACAGUGGCUUCGCUUAUUGAUAAAACUGAGGAAAAUCAGAACUCGCUAGAACGACUUAAUGAAGUAAUUCUUCAGUGCUAUGAAGGAAAAUCCUCCAAAGAUCCCCUGAAGAGAGUUGCUGCCCGUGCCUUGAUGUCGCUCCUGGCUGUCAGCAGAAGGGCACAGAGACACGCUCUGAAAGCUGAUCUCAUAGACAACUGCAUAGAGCAGAUGAAGCAUAUUCAUGCACAACUGAACCUAGAUUCCCUGAGGCCUGGGAAAGCAGCCUUGAAAAAAAAGGAGGAUGGUUUUAUUAAAGAGUUAAGCACUGCCAUGCAGCUCCUAAGAAACUGUCUUUAUCAAAAUGAAGAAUGUAAAGAGGCAGCUCUCGAGGCUCAUCUUGUCCCUGUCUUGCACUCUCUCUGGCCUUGGCUUUUGAUGGAUGAUUCACUGAUGCAAAUUGCCCUGCAGUUACUUUGCGUCUAUACUGCAAAUUACCCAAAUGGUUGCAGUUCUCUUUGUUGGUCCAGUUAUGGACAGUAUCCUGUUCAACCUGCAUGUAGAGGGGCUGCCAGCAGCUCCCUGAUGCUGUGCAUUAUGAAGUUGGCAUCACAGAUGCCUCUGGAGAACAGUGCUGUUCAGCAGACGGUAUUCAUGUUCCUCUCCAACCUCGCCUUGUCUCAUGACUGCAAAGGGGUCAUUCAGAAGAGCAACUUCUUACAGAACUUUCUGUCUCUAACAUUGCCAAAAGGAGGAAAUAAACAUCUCAGUAACCUGACCGUUCUGUGGUUGAAGUUACUCCUGAACAUAUCGUUUGGGGAAGAUGGGCAACAGAUGAUCCUGAGACUCGAAGGCUGUUUGGACUUACUCACGGAGAUGAGCAAGUACAAGCACAAGAGCAGUCCCUACAUACCUCUCCUUAUCUUUCACAAUAUUUGCUUCGGUCCUGCUAAUAAGCCUAAGAUACUGGCUAACGAAAAAGUCAUCACUGUGCUAGCUGCCUGUCUGGAAAGUGAGAAUCAAAAUGCUCAGAGAAUUGGAGCUGCUGCGCUUUGGGCUCUGAGUCACAACUAUCAGAAGGCAAAAGCAACUUUGAAAAAUCCGUCAAUAAAAAGAAGAGUGGAUGAAGCAUAUUCCUUAGCAAAGAAAACUUUCUCAGACUCAGAAGAAAGCUCUCUCAAUGCCUAUUACUUGCGAUGUCUUGAAAACCUUGUGCAGCUGCUCAGCUCCUCCUGAGCACCAGGAGAGGCUCACCCUGACAGUGACAGUUACCUGGCGGAGAGCAGCACUGGAGCAGGUGUGUGCAGCAGCGGCUACCUGAAGACUGGCUAAGUCUCUGCAAGGUGCUGAUGUCCUCAGUUCCCCGUGAGAAGUAGGACGGGGACAUCUCAAACUCCGUCCAUUCAGCAGCUCUCCAUAAGUAAGAGCAGCUGACAAAGAGAUGAUGGAAAAAGAAGCACAGAACAUUCCUGGGACAUACAUAUUUUUACCUUUUUCUAUGCAAUUUGCUUUGUAAAAAUCCUAUUUAACAGCUAUUUAAUAAAACAAAAUAUUUUUGGAACUGAAAAUUGACUAAUAAUUGCUGUUUGCAGAUUUUUAUUGGUCUCAUGAAUAUAAAAUUUAAGAAUGGAAAAAGCAUUGUGUUCUCGUUUCCUUUUUUUAUUUUAAUUUUUACAUGAAAUUUGGCUCUUAUCUGUUAGUACAAAUCUUUUUUUUCAAGCCUUUAUAUCUUCCAGAGCAUACACGUGGGUGAAGGAAUAUAUGUAUGUAAGCAUGUACAGUUUUGUGAGUAGCUUCUUUAUGCAGUCUUUAAUUGUAUUAACUUCUUUCAAUAUGAUUUGUAAAUUAGAUGUAUUUUAUAAUUUUUACCUUUUCACUUCUGGAAUGCCAUACAGUAAAGAAUAGUAUGAUUUCUGGUCAUAUAGGCCUAGAUUCAAAUUCUUGGUUGGCUCAAAACAUGGAGAGCAAGUAGAAAAAUAUUGCAGGAGCAAAUCAAUAUAAUUGUUCAAGCUCUGAGAGGAUGCCAUUACAUAACCCUUAACUAACAUGUAGUUUUGAAUUUGGUGUUUAAAUCAAAAUCAAGUAAUAUUACUUUCCUCUGUUUUUCCAAAACUUUUGAAGAGAAAAAAAAAAAGCUGAAAUAUAUUUAUAUACAGUUAUAUGUAUGCAUGUAUAUAUAUACAUACCAGUGUGCACACAUUAUUUAGGAAAAAGUUUUCUAAUUGAAUUAUGAUUAACAAGAAAAAAAAAAAAACAACAUUUUUUUAAGUGCUGUUAACAUGCCUGACCCAAACUGUGGUCUUUUCAGUUGCCUCAUAUGCAUACAAAAUCUAGACAACAAAAAAGAAGACAAAAGAAUUGAUGCACUCCAAUUAUGGUAUUGGUUAAGGAUAUUGAAUAUACUGUGGACUGCUAGAAGGACAAACAAAUCAGUUGUAGAAGAAAUACAACCAGAAUGCUCCUUAGAAGAAAGGAUUGUGAGACUUUGGCUCACUUACUUUGGACACACUAUCAGAAAAGGCCAACCCCUAGGAAAGGAUAUCACGUCUGGUAAAGUACAGGGUCAGCAAAAACAAGAGAAACCCUCAGUGAGGUGGAUUGACAACAUAACUACAACAGUGGACUCAAACAUACCAACAAUCAUGAAGAUGGCAAGGACCAGACAUUGUGUUCUCUUGUACAUGAGGUUGCCACGAGUUGGAGCCAACGAGACAGCAACCAACAUGUUAUUUAAGCUAGGUGUAUAAAGACAAGAUAUGUGUUAAAUACUGAAAUAGAAGCAGGUAUGUUUGUAGUGUCUAAAAGUUACUGAUAGAAGAUCUGAAAAAUAAAUCUAGGAAGCUCAGAAGUUUCCGAGUAGCCCAACUUCAUUUGAUGAAAUGGACCUGCCAGUAUUCUGGAAAAUUUGCCAAUACCAAUUGCAGGAAUCUUAGGAAUUCUUUCUUUUCUCCUGGUUGCUUACAUUUUAUGCCAUUUUCUUUGUAUUGCAUUGUUAACUCUCACUGAUGAAUAAAUGAGAUGAAUUACUUUAUGACAUUCACUUAAAAGAUCUAUGUCCCAGGCACUAGUCUCAGACCUUUUAUUUAUUUCUCCUAAGAUAUUACUAGUAGUCCUGGUGGUUCAGUGGCUAAGUGCAUGGUGGGUUUGAAUCCACCAACUUCUCAGAAGGAGAAAGAUGUGGCAGUCUGCUUCUGUAAAGAUUAUGGCCUUGGAAACCCUGUGGGGCAGUUCUACUCUGUCCGAUAGCAUCCCUGUGAGUUAGAAUUGACUCAGUGGCAAUGGGUUUGGUUUUUGGUCUUAAGAUACUACUGGUAUCCCUGUGUUAGAAGUGAAUAAACAGAGGCUCAGAAUGGUUAAGUAAUGUGCUCUUCAACGGUGGCUGGUGAGUAAUAAAGUUGAGAUUUGAACCCAGGAGAGCUGGUAAUAAGCCUAAAGUUUUCUAAACACUAUAUGGGGUGGCUUUCCCACUCUACCCCAUUGAAAUGCCCAUUUUUGUAGUUUGGAUCUUAUAACUAGCCACAUAUUUCUACAAAAAUUGCAUCUUUGAGAGGAAAUGUUCACUUCCUUAAUGGUUCAUUGACUGGUUUAUUGAUGUUUGCCUCAGGGUUUUCUUUUCCUCUUCUUUGUAACCAGGAGGAAUUGUAAUUGGUUAUUUUCCCUGGCAGUUCAAGGUAGUACCCUGGGGGAUUUGUAGCCAGCACCACCCAAGGACGGUUACCUGCAGAAGCCCAGGAGGACUGCUGGCCUUGGCAAAGGGGGAGGGGAAGGGAGAAUGGCUUCAGGGAGACUUGCGUAUCACCCAGGGUGUUUCGUCUGUUGGUGGUGGUCAAGAGCAUAAACCCCAGGAGCAGGCAGCCCUGCGAAUCCUGGAGAGCAAUCUCUCUCCAGCUGUGUCUUCCGACGUGCCCAGCCAACCAAUGGCGACGAAGUCCCAGCAGUAAGUCCCUGAGGCGAAGACCUCGCCAUGUCAGCAGCUGCCGUGGCGCCAUCCAGGGUGAGCGCUGAAAUGCAUAUUCCGGGUCCACUAAAGCAAAGCCUGAUCUUGUGGCCAAGAGGACUGUUACACUUCCUCCAAGUGGUCUUUAUGCUCCCCUCAAUUUGAGAUCCGCCAGUUAUUCUCCCUGAUUUUACAGAAAACUGCCUAGAACAUGGAAAUGACUUAAUAUCACUAAACUACUUCAUGGCGAAAUCAGGACUUGGAGUCCCUUGAGUCCUACUGAAGUAUUCUUUCUACCAUGUAUGGUCCAAUAUAUGGGAGGACUCAGAAAACAGGUGUAGCGACUACUCUGUGCUUCCUGGUUGCCAGUGUCUCAUCGGGUUAGUGUUUCUGCUAUGGGUGUACGCAAAAGCUGUGUCUUGUUGAAAAGGAUAUGUAGACAUGGAUCCUCAAGGACCCUGGGUUUAAGACCCUGAGUGAAACCAGACCAAUGUGUUCGUGCCCAGCGUGCAAGAAGCCAAACUCUCAGACGCUGCUUCUGAGAGGAAGAAAGGGUUUAUUUUGCAGGCUAGCGAGCGGGAACUCAAGAGGUAUCUACCUCAGAUUGAGUUCCCCCGAUUUGCGGGAGCAAUGUACAAUUCGUACUUACAUAUAUUCAUUUAGGGGUGGAGGGAAAUGGUAGGUAGGAUCAGAGGUUUUACCUAUUCAUAGUUUCUACUGAUUAUUUAUUACAAGGCGGGGCUAAGACUCCGCACGGAAGUGGCUGACAGACCAAAUGCUUUUGAAAUGGGCUCCACUAUUGUCGAUGAUGCAUUUCCGGUGAUUUUAGUUCCUUGGUAUGAGUCUUUUGGUUCCUGGACUUAAGUUCUCUUGCGUUAUUGAGCAUGCGUGGCAACCCAGGGUCGUUUGUCCGUCAUUGUGGUCUGCUCUGCGUAUGUCAGGCUACUCUGAGCCAGUUAGAUCUGCACUCUUCCAGGGCUCUCCAGAGGGUCUGAAAAACAACUUAGAGGAAGUGAGUGAUGUGGUGGGGAGGUGACUGGGAGUGGCCUGGUACUUGGUGGAGUACUAAUUAAUUAGGUGUCUUCAGUGUCUUCAGCCUCCAGAGUACCCUAACAUGAGCAGUCUGGGUGAGGGGACAAAUGUUGGUUUUGAAAGCAGGAAACGUGGGAGAAUAGAGCUAGCCAACCUAAUUGGAGCCUUUCCCACUGUUCCUAAAAUCACAUUCAGAGAUGAAUUGCUGGAUGUACCUUUCUUUGGUGUUCUUUAAAGAAUGGAGUGAAAAAUAGAGUUCUGCCCAUUUAACUGCAGGUCAUCAAUGUUCCUUUGUCGUGUUAAAUACAUCAUCUGUAGUUAUUUCUCAUUGUUAGUCUCUGUAGCUGUACCUUGUCUUUCAUUUUCUGAAGUGGCUGGUAUCCCAAAUCACUUCUUGUCUCAAACGUUCCUCAGAUUUGGUAGAUUGAUGGGCGAGAGUCAUGAUUAGCAUCCCUAUUUGGCCAUAAUGAGAUGUGCCUACCAUUAUCUCAGCAUGAGAGUAAAAUAGAGUGGGGUGGGAGUUUCAGGCUCUGGAGCAAUAAACCCAAAAAAACCAAACCCACUGCUGUCAAGUCGAUUCUGAUGGAAACCCCGGUGACGUAGUGGUUAAGUGCUACGGCUGCUAACUAAAGGGCCGUCAGUUCGAAUCCACCAGGCGUUCCUUGGAAACUCUUUGGGGCAGUUCUACUCUGUCCUAUAGGGUCUCUAUGAGUCUGGAGCAAUUAAAAAAAAAUAGUGACUCUGAAAUCAACUCCGGCCUCACAACACACAGCUGCGGGGGGCCUGGGGAAAACCUCAAGGAGCAGGGCUUUGAACUGGUUUGGUCUGGUUGGAACCCCUGCUGAGAAUUGGCAUUUCUAACAAGUUCCCAGGAAGUUUUACAUUGGAUUCAGGUGGGGCUCUUGUUAAAAUGUAGAUUGUGAAUCAGCAUAUCUGGGGUAGAAAUGCAAAUACUCAGUAGGGAACUUGUUGAAAUGCCAAUUCUCAGCAGGCGUUUGAACCAGAAAAAAUCAGUUUGAAGCCCUGGUUUCAUCAGCUGUCACUGGGGAUGAGGACAUCUACCCUGUGAUAGACUUGUGAGACAGGAAAGCCCAGUUCCGGGUACAUAGUUGAGUAUUCCUUAAAUGCUAGUAAUGUUUAGUUAUUAGUUAUUCCUGUGAAAUUUUCAAAUCAAAUUCAUCUCUCUUCAUUUAUAACAUUAAAUUUUUUCUGCCCUUGCAAACUCUCCCUCCCUUUGGGAACAGAGUUGUGCUUUGGAAGAGUUGUGUUGUCAAAACUAACGUCCCAACGUUCCAAAAAGUUUCUGGUCAAUACAUGUUGGCUGUCCUCCUGAGAUGACUGAUUGCAGAGACAUUCAGGAAGUAGUUACUGAGAACCUACUUCUUGCAAAGCAUGACAUAGAGGUGUUAAGUGCACCUGGGUGAUUUGGCUCGUUUUAUUCUUCUGCUUGUCAGCUUGUCAUGGUUGAGUGUCAGUUGGUGAAAUAUUGGUCUUUCUCCAUUUGACUUGUGAAAAUGGAAAAUUCAAGACAUUGUAACCUUCUUAGUAGCCAAAAGAAAAUCUUAGCUUCAAGAAUCCAAGAACUUGGGAGUAGCUGUUUUCUUUUUUUUUUUUGCCUGCUAUUGACUUACCGUGAUCCAAAGAGUAAGGGAAAUGGAUGAUAAGAUGCUAUCGAUUAUGUGAAUUAGGAAACUUCAUUUUGGGAAAUUUAGGAUUUAUUUUUUCUAAGUUAAAAGUUACUCCUUAUGAACUCAAGUUAUAAGUCAUUUGGGACGAGAUGACAGUGUGGUAGGUCUUGAGGCUCAGGAGGUACCAGAAUGAUGCCGAGAUUCCGGGAAUCCUAAUCUUUCGCUCAGUGUGGUCCUAUUACAAAUGUCCCCAACACUGUUCAUCUCUGCACUUCCUUUACUCCUUCUGCCUUUUAGCCAUCUGCUUCAGAAGAAAAAAAAAACUGCUAUUUUAAAGCAAUGUUUCACAAAGGACCCAUACAGUAACACUUCAUACAUUUCUCUUUAACUAACUUUGUACAAAAGCCAAGAGUAUGUGUUUUAAUGUAGACUCAGAGGACAGAAUUCUUUCAUGCAUUUCUCCUUUUUCUGUCUUUCCUUUGGUUUUGCCUCUGCCCAUAGUUGUGCCUUUGGAGUGUCUGCAUCCCGUCUAGGUUCAUCUGGGCCAGCGAGACUGCAUUCUUAGAGCAGGUUGG
This is a messenger RNA of Loxodonta africana (African savanna elephant), 15311 nucleotides long. It is a transcript of the gene RTTN, whose product is annotated as rotatin. The record is from RefSeq and is a predicted model, not a curated record. NCBI's taxonomy places the organism in Eukaryota, Metazoa, Chordata, Mammalia, Proboscidea, Elephantidae. Gene Ontology annotation, cellular component: ciliary basal body; centrosome; centriole. Gene Ontology annotation, biological process: ciliary basal body organization; centriole replication; centriole-centriole cohesion. Bases 5227 to 9375 code for a protein of 1382 amino acids. The transcript has 31 exons.